Messenger RNA from Didymosphaeria variabile, 1296 nucleotides. RefSeq lists its product as uncharacterized. The record is from RefSeq and is a predicted model, not a curated record. Gene Ontology annotation, biological process: maturation of SSU-rRNA. Gene Ontology annotation, cellular component: cytoplasm. The transcript is spliced from 2 exons. The coding region runs from base 1 to 1296 and encodes 431 amino acids. Lineage: Eukaryota; Fungi; Ascomycota; Dothideomycetes; Pleosporales; Didymosphaeriaceae.
AUGCCUCCUGUCGACAGCGAUUCCUCUGACGAAGGCGAGGAUUAUACCGAAACCAACACUCUCCUAGGCUACGCGUCGCAGAGUGCAUCUGGAGACGCCAUCUCUCACCUGGGUGGUUCUCCGGCAUGGAUCGAUGAAAAGACGGCUCCUUCGGGUGCAUUGGCAAAAUGUAGAGUCUGCAACGGGCUUCUCACGCUUCUACUCGAGCUCAACGGCGACCUCCCCGAGCACUUUCCUGGCCAUGAGAGACGGCUGUAUAUAUGGAGCUGUCGUAGGAAGACCUGCAGGCGGAAGGAGGGCAGUGUGAGGGGUAUACGAGGCGUGAGAUUUGCGAAGGGCUGCAGUAAGGUUGCACAGAAGAAGAUGGAGAAGAAAGUAGUCAAGCAAGAGGAGCCACAGCCGCAACUUGGCGAAUCUUUAUUCGGAGUCAAAAGCGUUGGAAAUACUGGAGCAGCAGCAAAUUCGUUCGCGAACCCGUUUUCAGCGGGCUCUAAUGGGGCAGCACCGGUGAACCCGUUUGCUUCAGGCGGCGCCAGCGCAAUCCCUUUUGCGAGCGCACAGCCGCUAUCGAAGCCUACGCCAGGAGAGGGUAAGGAUGUGGCUUCGACAACACUGCCUGAAACAUUUGCAUCAAAGGUUCGCGUCUCGUCACCACCUCCGUCGGCGCAGCCCGCGCGACCGCACGAACCAUGGCCAGCAGAGUCAGAGUUCCCUCCUGCAUACCCAUGCUACUACCUCGAUGCCGAGUAUGAGACACUAGAUGCACCCUCCACCCCCCAGAUACCUGCGAACGCGCGGAUGGAUGUAGACGUUGAGGGUGGUUACAGCGGCGGGGGCAAAGAAGACAAGGAAAUAUUCGAGAGCUCGCUCGACAAGACGUUUCAAAAGUUCGCAGACCGCGUCGGACAAAACCCCGAGCAAGUCAUCCGGUACGAAUUCCAAAGCAAACCGUUGCUAUACAGCGACGCCGAUGCUAUAGGCAAGCUUCUAGCCGCACACUCAGAAUAUGGGUCAUCUUCAAAUGCAAAAGUCACUACCGCGGGCUCCAGAGGAGGGUCAGGGAUGCCGAGGUGUCAGAACUGUGGUGCUGAGCGUGUGUUUGAGGUGCAGCUUACGCCCCAUGCUAUCACGGAGCUUGAGGCUGACGAGACGAGUAUUGAUGGUAUGGAAUGGGGUACUAUUAUAUUUGGUACUUGUAGCAAGGAUUGCAAGCCCAGUGACGUGCCUGAGGGUGAGGUUGGGUAUGUGGAGGACUGGAUCGGUGUGCAGUGGGAGGAGGUUGCGAAGAACCACUGA